This is a messenger RNA of Rhagoletis zephyria (snowberry fruit fly), 760 nucleotides long. Its product is annotated as octopamine receptor beta-2R-like. The record is from RefSeq and is a predicted model, not a curated record. Gene Ontology annotation, cellular component: plasma membrane. Gene Ontology annotation, molecular function: octopamine receptor activity. Lineage: Eukaryota; Metazoa; Arthropoda; Insecta; Diptera; Tephritidae. Gene Ontology annotation, biological process: adenylate cyclase-activating adrenergic receptor signaling pathway; positive regulation of MAPK cascade.
AAUUAUAACGAAUUAUUUUGUAGUAUCUUUAGCCAUGGCAGACAUAAUGGUGGCAGUGAUGGCCAUGACGUUCAACUUCAGUGUACAAGUAACCGGACGCUGGAAUUUCGGUACGUUUGUUUGCGAUUUGUGGAACAGUUUGGAUGUCUACUUCUCAACCGCGAGCAUUUUGCAUUUGUGCUGCAUAUCCGUGGAUAGAUAUUAUGCGAUUGUAAAACCGCUCAAGUACCCGAUUAGCAUGACAAAACGUGUCGUAUUCAUCAUGAUAUUGAAUACGUGGGUUUCGCCAGCGCUCCUCUCCUUCUUGCCCAUAUUCAUCGGUUGGUAUACGACAGAGGAGCACAAAGUUUUUGUCAAACGUCAUCCGGAUCGUUGUGAAUUCAUUGUCAAUAAGCCAUAUUGUGUUAUAUCCAGCUCAAUUUCCUUCUGGAUCCCCUGUACAAUUAUGAUAUUCACGUAUUUGGCGAUAUUCCGUGAGGCGAAUCGUCAGGAGAAACAAAUGAUGGCGCGUCAUGGCAAUGCGAUGUUGAUGCAUCGACAUUCGGUGGAUACGCGCGGAGGAGCUAGCAAUAAUACAGGUGAAGCGCUCAGCGGUUCCGGCUCAUCGAAAACUUUGACGCUGCAUGAAGUGGAGCAGGAUCAUACACCGACAAAGGAUAAACAUUUAAUCAAAAUGAAACGAGAACACAAGGCUGCAAGAACUUUGGGUAUAAUUAUGGGCACAUUCAUACUCUGUUGGCUGCCAUUCUUCCUUUGGUAA